GACCGAGACUUGGCCAGGUGUGCACCUCUCGCGCCCGCCGACAGCAGUGCGCCGCAAGUGGACUUGUGUGAGUGUUGCGAGUGGAGUGAGCGACAGCUCGGACGGACGGGACGCGUGCGGACGGACCGAGUGGCUCGAGAGUGACGUGCGAACGCGUGCGGGGGCGAAACACCCGCGCCACUAAAUUGAACAACAACAACAUCAGUGCGCACCUGUUGCAGCCGCAGGAGAUUUCGACGCGCGAGCAAAAGGAUUUUCCAAUCAACAGAUCUCUGGUCAGCCAUAUUGAAUACCUGUAAAGGUAAGCGCUGCUCACCUACCGCUGGCUGGCUGGCAUCUUCAAGAGGAGCAGCCGAGAGAGAGAGAGAGCCCGGCCGGCGACCAAAACAAUCCAACGAGGAAAAUUGAAAUAAAUUAAAACUGGGAAUUUUUUCCAGAGUGAAGAAAAAAUAAUAUUAAUAAAAAAAUCAGUGCAAUAAAAAGUGAAUGGCCGGCAGGGGCGAAUCGGCGCCGGCAUGUGGAGGCACUGAUUGAAUGGGCACCGCCAUGCUUCGCAGGUGGCUGGCCUUUUUGCUGCUGCUGGCGGCGGCCACCGCCGGACAGCCGGGGCCAGGCCCGGGAAGAAAACGUUCGCCCAUGACCCAGGUGUCCGCCCUUGACGUGCAGCAGAUGCAGUCGCGCGCCGUGGACACGCGCGUCCAGCUCGAGAUCCAGGAAGGCGAGCCGCGCGGCGCCGUCGUCGGCGCCAUCCCAAUCAAGCCGGGCUUCACCUACCGUUUUAAUGAGAACCCGCGCGAGUUUUAUUUGAACGCCAGCACCGGCGAAAUCGUGACCAACGUGGUGCUGGACAGGGAGGCGCUGCGAUCUGACCGCUUCGACUUGGUCGUCCUGUCCAGUCAGCCGACCUACCCCAUCGAGGUGCGGAUACUGGUGCUCGAUGUGAACGACAACGCGCCCGAGUUUCCCGAGCCCAGCAUCCACGUGACCUUCUCGGAGAGCGCGAGUCCGGGCACCAGACUGCUGCUGGACACUGCCAGCGACCGAGACGCGGGCAUCAACGGCGUCUCCAACGAGUACAAGCUGGUGUCGGACGACGAGGAAGUUGACAACAAAUUCAAGCUGGUGGUGACUUCGAAUCCGAGUGGUGAGACUUCUUACCUGCACCUCGAGACCACCGGCAAGCUGGACAGGGAGACGCGAGCCUCCUACCAGUUGAAUGUGUCCGCGAGGGACGGCGGGACACCGCCUAGGUAUGGCUACCUGCAGGUGAAUGUGACCAUUGUUGAUGUGAAUGACAACCCGCCGAUUUUCGACCACAGCGACUACAUAGUGUCACUGAAUGAAAGUGUCCCGCCCGGGACAGCUGUGCUGCAGGUCAUGGCCACGGACAGUGACGUUGGCGAUAACGCCAGGAUCACCUACUACCUGGCUGACGGCGAAAACCAGUUUGCCGUCGACCCAGAGACUGGCGUAAUUUCAACCACGGAAACACUCAACUGUCCGCAAAACUGUCCGCCUCAGGCCACCGUUUCAACCAGCAGCGGGUGCCAGAAAAGCUGCGUGUUCACCGUGUUUGCCAGAGACCACGGUUCGCCUCGGCAGGAUGGGCGGACUUACGUGACGGUGAACCUGCUGGACACAAACGACCACGACCCAAUCAUCAAGUUCCGCUACUUCCCGCCCACUGCCAGUUUCGCCACCGUUGAUGAAAACGCCAAGAAUGGGUCUGUGGUGGCCGCAGUGUCUGUGAUUGACCUUGACGAGGGCCUCAACGGCAAAACCACUGUCGAGAUCCGCGCCGGCAACGAACUCGGACACUUCCGCCUUGUGAACACUGCCAGCUUUGACAUCGUCCGAGUCAACGGAGUGCUGGACAGAGAGCAAUUAAACAAGUACAACCUGACUCUGGUGGCGACGGACAGCGGGACGCCGCAGAGAAGUGCCAUUGCUUUUCUUAUAAUUUACGUGAAUGACAUCAAUGAUCACGAGCCGGUGUUUGCAAAGACUGAAUACUCGGCGGUGCUGAGUGAGUUGGCGCCGGUGGGCACCUUCGUGGCCAGCAUCAUCGCGUCUGACGAGGACACGGGCGUCAACUCGAACAUCUUUUACGCUUUUGUGGCUGGAAAUGAGCACCGUUGGUUUGACAUUGACUCGGAUUCGGGGCUGGUGACCACUCGGGCGGCGCUGGACAGAGAAGUUCAAGGCACUGUUGAGUUGAAAGUUUCUGCUCGAGACGGCGGCCCCAACCCCAAAUGGGCCUACACGAGACUGCGAGUGACCAUCCUGGAUGAGAACGACAAACGCCCGCAGUUCAGCGUGGACAAACUGAACGCCAGCCUGUCCGAGAGUGCGCCUCCGCAGACUUUGAUCGCCAUGCUGAGCGCCACUGACCAAGAUCAGGGCACCAACGGCAGUGUCAGCUACAGUUUGCACUCGGAUGUGCAGCAGGAAUAUCCGGGUGUCUUUUCUUUAGACUCCACCACCGGCCAGUUGACCACCAGGACGAAGCUGGACAGAGAGAAAAUUGCCAAGUAUGAAAUUGCAGUUGUGGCCAAGGACAAGGGCGUGCCGCCACAGUCUUCAACGGCAACUGUUUUCCUCUCAGUUGACGAUGUGAACGACAACAGCCCUGAAUUCUACCCUCAGCGGUACUUUGUGCCCGUUUCUGAAGACACCAAGGGCGGCUCUUCCAUUCUGAGCGUGACUGCUACUGACCAAGACGAGGGAGAAAACGCGCAGAUCGAGUUCAGCAUCGUGGAUGGCGGCGACGGCCUCUUCAAACUGGACCGCGCCACCGGCAUUUUGUCGCUGAUGGCGCCUCUUUCUACUUCACACAAACCUCUGCACCGGCUGAGAAUAUCCGCCAAAGACAAGGGAGACAGAAAAGCAGUGGACGACGCCAUAGUUGAAAUCAUCAAGGCAUCCCACUUGGAAGAACUGAAAUUCGAAUCGCCCGUUGGUUACCACUUUGAAAUUCGCGAAGACCACGACAAGAAGGAGGCAUCUGUUGGCCGCGAGGUUGGCCGCGUUCGAGUUGCCAGCACCUCCAGAGAUAUAAAAUACCACAUAGUUUUUGGUGACCCAAAGAAGGCCUUCCAGAUUGACGAGAGAACCGGAUUAAUCACCUCGGCAAGCAGAAUCGAUCGCGAAACGGCCGCCUCGUACCGCCUCACGUGCGUGGCGCGAGCGGGCCCUGCUCUCAUGGGCCGCACGGAGGUCAACGUCACCAUCCUGGAUGAAAAUGAUAACGCGCCACAAUUCUCGCGGGACAGAGAGGAGGUGAAACUCCGAGAAAACGCUCCUGCCGGACACGAAGUGUACCUCGCGAGGGCGGUGGACAGAGAUGCUGGUUCCAACAGCAGGGUCAGUUACAGCCUCAACACCAACCCUGGGGAGCAGUUCCGCAUUGCCGAAGCCACCGGAGUCAUUUACCUCAACAAACCGAUGACCGCUGAGCCUGGCACCACCAUCACCCUUGAAAUCACCGCCAGCGACUCUGGAGAACCUUCUCUAACCUCAAGGCACACUCUGCUGAUCACUAUCGAGGACGUGAAUGACCACACGCCCGUCUUUGACCACACCUCUUACGAAACCUCAAUCUUGGAGUCGGCGCCGGUGAAUGACCGCUUUUUUGCUUUGGCGGCCUCAGACGCAGACCUCGGAGCAAACGGCAGAGUGAAUUAUGAAAUCACAGAAGGCAACAGUGAGAAUAAAUUUGGCGUCUUCCCAGAUGGCUACUUGUACGUGAAGAGUCCCUUGGAUAGAGAGAAUCGAGACUACUACUCACUGGUGGUGACUGCCAGAGACGAGGGUGAGCCGCCGAGGAGCUCUCAAGUUCCAGUGGUAAUUCAUGUAAUUGAUGAAAACGAUAAUAAGCCCGAGUUCACCAACGGCACCUUCAAUUUCUUCGUGCGAGAAAAUCAGCCACCGGACACGUUUGUUGGAAAACUGACCGCUACUGACCUGGACAUUGGCCGCAACGCCGAGCUGACCUUUUCUUUGCUUGGUGCUCAGCAGGCUGAUUUUGUUGUAGACCCAAAGAAUGGCUUUUUGAAAACACUGCGGCAGUUUGAUCGAGAGGAGCUGGUCAAGGUCACAGGGCAGAGUCACGUCGUUCUGGAGGCCGUGGUCACCGACAACGGAGUGACCAAGCUGAAGGACAAGGUCAAGGUUAAUGUUUACAUCACUGACGUGAAUGACAACGUGCCAAAAUUUUUGCGAACGCCGUACAAAGUGCAAAUUUCCGAGGCCUCUCCUGCCAACUCGCAGGUGCUGCGCGUUUACACUGUUGAUGCUGACGAAGGGCUGAAUGGUGACGUUUUCUACGCCAUCACCAGCGGCGACGACGAGCACCGAUUCGCAAUGGAUGAGGCCACGGGGCAGAUCACUCUUGCCAGAACCUUGGAUCGCGAAACUCAAGCACGCUACGACUUGCAGGUUUCAGCCUUUGAUGCCGGCGAGGGCGUCACCCUGACGGCAACGGCCACCGUGCGCGUCGACGUCCUGGAUGAGAACGACAACGCCCCGGAAUUUUCCCAAAGCGAAGCGCGAAUUGCCAUCUCCGAAACGACGCCAGUCAACACCAAACUGGUGCAAUUCCGGGCCACGGACGUCGACCUGGGCGUCAACAGCGAGGUAACCUUCUCGGUGGCGGCCGGCAACCGCAGAGACACCUUCCACGUGGAUCCGAGCAGCGGCGUGCUCUACCUGCACCGGCCGCUGGACUUUGAGGAAAUCAACGCGUACCACCUGAACAUCACGGCCUCGGACGGCGGCAACCCGCGCCUCUCCACCACCGUGCCCUUCAGCGUGCGCGUGCUCGACGCCAACGACAACCCUCCGGUGUUUCCGAGCACGGCCAUCGUUCGCCAAAUCCAGGAGGGCAUCCGCGUCAACACGCCCAUCGUGACGGUGACUGCCGAGGACCCUGACUCGGGGGCCAACGGCCAAGUUCGGUACGCCAUCGCCCAACAAGAACCCCCUGGCGGCCACUUCGGCAUCGACCCCACCGUCGGGGUCAUCCACACGCUGAGGCCCAUCGACCGAGAGGCCGUCGACACCUUCCGCCUGACGGUGGUGGCCACGGACGGUGCUCAGCCACCAGAGGCGCGCCUCUCUGCCGAAAAGUUGGUCACCGUGAUCGUGGAAGACGUCAACGACAAUGCCCCAGUUUUCGCCUCGAUGAGCGCCGCCCUGUUGCCCUUGAACCCUGCCAGAGACGCCCUGGUGACUCACGUGGUGGCCAAUGACCUCGACUCGAGCACCAACGGCCUCGUCACCUACGAACUGGUGUCCGGCAACACCGACCUUUUCCGGCUGCACCGCAAGACGGGCGCCCUCCACCUGAAGAGGUCAAUUUCCGAACCCGAGGCGCGCUACCAGUUGACGGUCAAGGCCACUGACGAGGCCGUGCAGUCAGACCGAAAGUCCACGGACGCCUACCUGACCAUCAUCACGUCCGGUGAGGAAGGCCCCGCGUUCUUGGGCGAGCCGUACACGGGCAGCGUGUACGAAAACGAGCCGAUCGGGACGAGCAUGCUGAGCGUGAAGGCGCGCCACGCGAGCAACGCCGAGCUUGAGUACUACGUGACGAACGUGACGAGUGUGAGUGGCCGACCCGCCGACAGACUGUUUGACGUCGACCCCAAGAUGGGCACCAUCGCCACCGCGGCCGUGCUGGACCGCGAGGGCGGCAGUGAUGUGUACGAAGUCACCGUGUUUGCCGUCGUCAUCGGCGCCGUCGCCCCUCAGACUGCUUCAACAAAGGUGAAAAUCAGCGUUUUGGACAAGAAUGACAGUCCGCCGGUGUUCAAGGACAUGCCGACCGCGCUGUCCGUGUCGGAGGAACUGGCCGUGGGUCAGACGGUGACCACGAUGCGGGCCGUCGACCCCGACACGCUGGGUCAGCUGACCUACUCGCUGGUGUCUGGCGACGAGACCAAGCGCUUCCAGUUGGACUCGGUGACCGGCGAGCUGCGCCUCCGAGAACCGCUCGACCGCGAGACCGCGGACACGUACAAGGUCAAGGUGCGCGCCAGCGACGGCCUCCAGUUCCAGGAAACCACCCUCACCAUCAAGGUGACUGACACGAACGACAACCCGCCGGUGUUCUCGGAAAGCGCGUACUCGUUUGACGUGCCGGAAAACACGGCCCGCGGGUCUCGCGUGGGCGAGGUGGCCGCGUCCGACCUGGACGAGGGCACCAACGGCCAGGUCACGUACACGGUCAUCUCUGACUGGGCCAACGACGUCUUCUCGCUCAACCCCCAGAGCGGCGUCUUCACCCUGACGUCGCGCCUCGACUACGAAGAGGUGCAGCACUACAUUUUCGUGGUGCAGGCGCAGGACACGGGCAGACCCAGUCUCUCCUCCACGGUCACCGUCUACUUCAACAUCGUCGACCUCAACGACAACGCGCCCCUCUUCGACCCCAUGAGCUACAGCAACGAAAUCUUUGAAAACGUCACCAUCGGCAGCAGAGUGGUCAAAGUCAGCGCCACCGACCUCGACUCUGGUGACAACGGCCGCUUGGAGUAUUCGAUUUCGUCGGGCGACGAGGACAAUGACUUUGCCAUCUCGGAAAACGGCACCAUCGUGACCGCGAGGGCGCUCGACAGGGAGCAGAGGGCGCUCUACAGCUUGGUGGUCACGGCCACCGACCAGGCGGCACCACCGCAGCAACGACUCUCCUCCACAGUACAGGUGACGAUCGUUUUGAAGGACGUGAAUGACAUGGCGCCCGAGUUUGUGUCUCCGAACGAGACUUCGGUGCCAGAGAAUUUGCCCGUCAACACCGUCGUCAUGGCCGUCAAGGCGACCGACAAGGACGAAGGACGCAACAGCUACGUCGAGUACUCGCUUUCAGGCGAGGGCGCCACCAGCGUCUUCACGCUCGGACCGGUCGAUGGCCUUCUCAGGGUGUCCGGACGCCUCGACAGGGAGACCAAGGCAAACUACACCCUGCAGGUCACGGCGAAAGACCGAGGCGAGCCGACUCGUUCGACGACGUCACCGUUGGUGCUGCUUGUGCUGGACGAGAACGACAACAGCCCCGUGUUUGACCCGAAGCAGUACAGCGCGUCCGUGGCCGAGAACGCGUCGAUCGGCGCCAGCGUCCUGCGCAUCUCCGCGACGGACGUCGACGCGGGCUUGAACGGGCGCGUGCGCUACGUGAUCGCGGCCGGCGACCGCAACCGCGACUUCAGCAUCAGCGAGGACACGGGCGUGAUCCGCGUGGCCAAGAACCUCAACUUUGAGCGCAAGAGCCAGUACUCGCUGACGGUGCAGGCCGAGGACUGCGGCAGCGCCGACGUGCGCUACGACUCGGCGCUGCUCACCAUCGGCGUCACCGACAUCAACGACAACCCGCCCACCUUCCUCGACUCGCCGUACCUCGCCUACGUCGUCGAGAACACCAAGGUGCUGCCCGCCUCCGUCAUCACGGUGCGCGCCUUCGACGCAGACACGCCCCCCUACAGCCAGGUGCGCUACUUCAUCAAGGAGGGCGACUCGGAACUCUUCAAGGUCAACGCGUCCACCGGCGAAAUCACGCUGCACCGCGCCCUCGACCGCGAGCGCCAGGCCGAGUACGUCCUCACCCUCGUCGCCAUGGACACCGGUACUCCUCCGCUGACUGGGACCGGAACGGUCAGGGUCAUCGUGCAGGACAUGAACGACCACAGCCCUGAGUUCGAGCGACAGUCGUACUCGGCCGAGGUGGUGGAAAAUUCGGCCGCCGGCACGCAGGUCUUGUGGCCGUCGGCCACCGACAAGGACGCCGGCCUCAACGCCCUCCUCAGGUUUUCGUUACUGGGUGAUUUAUCAGAGAGAUUCGUGGUCGACCCAGGCACCGGACGCAUCACCACCGCCGUCCAGCUGGACAGGGAAGACAAGAGCGUCUAUUACCUGACCCUGGUCGCCAGGGACUCUUCAGCCACCGAACCGAGGGCGGCCGCGGCCAAUGUGACCAUCAGGGUGAGAGACGAGAAUGACAAUUCGCCAAAGUUUGCGCAGCCAAAGUACUCCGUCCACGUUCAGGACACCACCGGUCCAGGCAACUUUGUGUUUGGUGCGAGGGCAAGUGACGAGGACGACGGCGCCAACAGCCGCAUCACCUACUCUCUGGCAGGCGAGGACGCCUCGCUUUUCGCGCUGGACGCCAACACAGGAGUCCUCACCGCCGCCAGGGAGCUGCGAGCGGCCGCCGCCAACAUCAACAAUGCCCUCUUCCGCCUGGAAAUCUUGGCCACUGACGGCGGCCAGCCGGCGAGUUCGGCCUCGACCAGUCUUGACGUGUACCUGGUCGCCGCCAACCUCUUCCCCAAAAUCACCUCGCAGAAAACUCAGUUCACCCUUUCGGAGGACGCCGAAGAGCAGGUCAUCACCAAGGUGCGCGCCAGUUCGCCCAAAAGCGGCGCCUCAGGCGUCAUCAGGUUCUCGAUUGCUGGUGGUGACGUUGGCAGCGCCCUCAGGAUGGACCCUGCCUCAGGUGAGGUCAUCGUGAGCCGAGGACUGGAUUACGAAACGGCGCCUCAGUACGAGGUGUGGGUGGAGGCGAGCGACUCGGACACGCCUCCUCUCAGGUCUGUGGUGCAGCUGCUGAUCAACCUGACCGACGCCAACGACAACGCCCCCGUCCUGGAGCACCAGGUGUACAACGCCACCAUCGGAGAGGAGGAAAUGGCGCCGCAAAAGGUGCUCAGGGUCAAGGCCAGUGACGCAGACUCCGGAGACAACGGAAAGGUCCUCUACAGGUUGAGGCCUGUGGGUGAUGUGGACAGGGCCUUCACCAUGGAUGCUGAAACCGGCGACAUCUUCACCAGCGUCAGGUUGGAUAGAGAGUCGGUGGCUUCGUACGCCCUCGUGGUGGAGGCUGUUGACAGGGGCCGCCCCCAGAUGACCGGAAGUGCCACCGUGCUUGUGCAGGUGUUGGACAAAAACGACAACCCGCCCAGGUUCACCCGCCUCUUCAGUGUGAACGUCACCGAAAACGCAGAGGUCGGCGCUUUCGUCAUUCAGGUGACCAGUUCAGACCUGGACGUAGGUGCGAAUGCCAACGCCACCUACAGCUUCACAGUCAACCCUGGCGAGAAGUUCAGAAUCGAUCCUUUGACUGGAAAUGUUACCGUUGCUGGACCCCUGGACAGAGAGACCCAAGACGAAUACUUGCUCAAGGUGGCCGCCGUAGAUGGUUCGUGGCGCGCAGAGACACCCCUGACCAUCACCAUCCAGGAUCAGAAUGACAACGCACCUGAGUUUGAGCACGACUACUACAACUUCAACUUCCCCGAGUUGCAGAGGAGUGUGGCCUUCGUUGGCCAGGUCUCUGCCACCGACCGAGACAAGCAAGGCCCCAAUUCGGUCAUCUCGUACUCGCUGAAGAGGCCUUCGGACUCUUUCACCGUCGACCCUGCCUCGGGAGAGAUCUUCUCCAAACGCACUGCUCGGUACAGACACGCCACUCCCUCGGCAACCAGGGCCAAAAUGGAACCCUCCCCUGAAAACCAACACCAACUGAUUGUGAUUGCCACUGACAACGGCAAACCACCCAUGUCCUCCGAGUGCCUGGUCACCAUCAACGUGGUUGACGCCAACAAUAACGCCCCCAAGUUCAGGUCAAAGGAAGUUUUCUCACCUGUACCUGAAGUCGCAUUAGUUGGCCAGAAAAUCGUUCAAGUGGAGGCAAAGGAUGAACUGGAUUUCGGAGUCAACGCGGAGGUUGAGUACGUGAAAAUGGGAGGCAACGGCUCUGAACAGUUCGAGCUUGACCCCACCACAGGAUGGGUGACCGUCGCCAAACCUUUGACAGGCCAUCGUCUGCGGCAGUACGCCCUGGAGAUCAGAGCCGUUGACCACGGAUCACCUCCGCAACACUCGGACGCUCGCCUGACCUUGGUCAUCACAGGCGACAACAGGCACAACCCUGUCUUCAGCACCCUGAGCUACCAGGUGAUAGUUCCUGAAAACGAGCAGACUGGCUUUUCAAUUUUGACCGUGAGCGCCACUGACAGUGACGACGGGCCCAACGGCCAAGUUCGCUACAACAUCAGUGCAGGAAACGAACAAGGAGACUUUGAAAUCAACCCUGUGUCAGGUGCGGUCACCAUCAAACGGCCCCUUGACUAUGACACCGUCCAGUUCUACCGACUCAACAUCACCGCAACUGAUAUGGCCUUCGAACCGCGCAGCGCCACGGCCCUGCUUACGGUGACCCUGAGUGAUGUAAACGACAAUGCGCCCCAGUUCAACCAGAGCGUCUACCACGCCUACGUCCGCGAAAACCUGCCAGUGGGAACUGCACUCUUCACCGCAAACGCCACAGACGCCGACUCGCCCAAGAACGCGAUCAUCCAGUACUCGAUUGUGGGCGGAAGUGGCCGGGAAGUUUUCACCAUCGAUUCUCGUUCAGGAAAAAUUUCCACAAAGGGCGUUUUUGAUUACGAAGAGCAGAAUGCGUACACCCUGGACAUCCUGGCUUCCAACCCUGACUCGCCCCAGUACGGCUCCUGCAAGGUUGAGGUUCACGUAACCGGUGAGAAUGAGUUCUUCCCCAAGUUUGUGCAGCCAGUUUUCCACUUCACGGUUUCCGAGUCUGCGGGAAUCGGCACCAGCAUCGGCGCCAUCCAGGCCACCGACCAAGAUGCGGGUCCUGAUGGAAACGUUUUCUACCUGCUGGUGGGAUCGAGCAACGACCGCGGCUUCAGCAUUGGCGCGGACACCGGCGUCCUCACCAUCUCCAGAAGGCUGGACAGAGAAACGCAGAGCCGAGUGGUUCUCACAAUCCUGGCCAAGAAUUCGGGCAGCAUCAGAGGAAAUGACACUGACGAGGCGCAGGUGGUGGUUUCCAUCCAGGAUGGAAACGACCCUCCGGAGUUUGUCAGAAACGACUACGAAGUUCGCAUCGCCGAAGACGCGCCCACCGGAACCAGUGUCCUGGGGGUCACGGCCGUUGACAAAGACGUGCGGCCGCAGAACAACCAGUUCAGCUACUCCAUCAUUGGCGGCAACACCGGACAGGCCUUCAAGGUCGACCCGCACUCGGGCAUCAUCGAAACCUCCGCGCAGCUGGACAGGGAGCGCAACCCCGAGUACUCCCUGGUGGUGGGCGCCAUCGACACCGGCUCGCCACCCCAAACGGGCACCACCAUGGUCAGAAUCAUGCUGGACGACAUCAACGACAACGGGCCCAUGCUGGAGCCGCCGGACGCCGUCGGCUACAUCAUGGAGAACGAACCCGCAGGCACCAGCGUGAUGACCUUGGCGGCCACGGACGCCGACCUCUCGCCGAACGGGGCGCCCUUCAAGUACCGUCUGGUGGGCGGCGAACACCGCGACGUUCUCGCUGUGGACACCAACACGGGCCUCGUCAAAACCACCAAAAGCAUCGACCGCGAGAGCACUCCUGAGCUGCACUUCAUCGUGGAGGUGUCGGACAGCGGAAAGCCACCAAUGAGGGCGCAGCACCACGUCACGGCCGUGGUGCUCGACAAGAACGACAGUCCGUCGACGCCCAGGACGGUGCACGUGCUGGUGCACGCCUUCAACAACCAGUAUCCGAGCGGAAAGGUGGCCGACGUGCGACCCAACGAUCCGGACACCACCGGACAGUACUCCUGCAGGCUGGUGGGAACGCACAGGGGAGGUUCCGUUUUGCCAGGCGGUUGCGAUCUGAUGGUGAACAAGCCCCAAGGAAGCGGCGCCCUGGCGCUGAGCGUGUCCGGCAAUGACGGCAAACACCCUGACGUGGUCAGCACCGUCACCGUCGAGUUCAUCGCCUUCGACAACACCAGCGUGGAGAACAGCCUGACCAUGCGUCUGGAGAACACGACCGCCUCGCGCUUCCUCGGCCUCCACUACAGGCCCAUCCUGGACGCCCUCAAGGACAGGGGCGACGUCCCGUUGCUCUUCGGCCUGCACGAGGCGGACAAGGGCCUGGAAAUCCAGCUGGCCAUCAAGACGGCGGCCAACAAGUACCGGUCGCCCAGUCUGGUGUCCGAGACGCUGAGCAGGAAGCGGGACGUGCUGCAGCAGAUCCUGCAAGCGCCUUCGAUGGCCGUCAACUACUCGCCCUGCCACAAUUCCGUCUGCGAAAACGGAGGAAUUUGCUCUGCUUCGGUCAAGGUUGGCCCCGAGAAUCAGAUCACGGACAGUCCUAGUUUGAUCUUCACCGCACCAAAGGUGACGCACGAUUUUGUGUGCCGGUGCAGAGAAGGCUUCACCGGGAAGCGAUGCGAGCGGCGCCAGGACCCGUGCGCGCCCAACCCCUGCCAGUCAGGAGGCACCUGCCGUCGCUCGUCGCCACCGUCCACCUCGGAAUUCCAGUGCGUGUGUCCGCCGCUGCACGAAGGCCGCCUCUGCGAACUGGAGAGGAGCAACGUGUGCGCGGGCAGCCCGUGCAGGAACGGCGGCUCGUGCCGCGAGAGCCCGGACGGCGCCUCCUUCUUCUGCCUGUGCCGACCCGGCUACAUGGGCAACCAGUGCGAGUUGGUGUCCGACUCGUGCCGCUCCAACCCGUGCAUGAACGGCGGGCAGUGCGUGGCCCUGAAGCCAGGCUACAAGUGCCAGUGCCCGGACACGCACCACGGCCAGCACUGCGAGCGCUCCUCGUUCGGCUUCAACGGCCUCUCCUUCAUGGCCUUCCAGGCGCUCGACGCGGCCACCAACGACAUCACCAUCGUCUUCGCCACCCUCAAGCGCGAGGCCCUCCUCGUCUACAACUUCGGCGCCCAGACCGGCGGCCGAUCCGACUUCGUCGCCCUCCAGAUCGUCAACGGAAAGGUCAAGUUUUCGUACGGCGGGGCCAGGACGGCCGUGACCACCAUCACGACCGGCGGAAUUGUCUCGGACGGAAACUGGCACAAGGUGACGGCCACCAGGAAUGGCAGGGUCGUGUCCCUGGCCGUGGCCACCUGCACCGAGCACGGCGACAGCUGCCACGAGUGCAAACCUGGAGACUCGACUUGCUACUCUGAUGACGUUGGACCCGCUGGAACGCUAAAUUUCAACGGUCAACCGAUGCUUCUGGGCGGUCUGGCGAGCGCGGAGCCGCUUUUGGAACGGCCAGGCCAGUUGCAGGCGGACGAUUUCGUGGGCUGCGUGCACAGCGUGGCCGUCAACGGCCGCCCCCUGAACCUGAGCAACCCCCUGAGCUCCCGCGGCGUCGACAGCACGUGUUCCCGGUCGCGGGGCUCGUGCGGGGCGCCGGACCCGUGCGGCGGCCUGGGCGUGUGCCUGGCCCGCUGGCCCAGCCCCGCCAUGUGCCGCUGCCCCGGGGGCCUUUUGGCCCCCAACUGCGACGCCGCCCUGUCGCCCGUGCACCUCGAGGAGGGCGCCUUCCUCGAGGCCAGGGUCUCGGAACAACACCGGCGGAUGCACCUGCUCGAGGCCCUUUACCAGGGCGCGACGACCUGGAGGUGGCAGGAGCAAAUUCCCACCUCCGCGGGCAUCAAGAGGGUGGCCCUGUCCUUCAGGACGAUGCAGAAGAACGGACUCCUGCUCGUUUCCACCACCAACAACGACUUCACGCUCAUUGAGAUUCGCGGAGGCCACUUGCGAUAUAUGUCUCGGGUCGGUGCCGGCACGGCUGUAAACAUGACUGUCGACAGUGCUGAGGUCAGUGAUGGAAACUGGCACCGAGUCUCGUUGCACUCUCAGGGACGUGGCCUGCGGCUUCUCUUGGACGGCGUCCGCGUCGGAGACGAGCUGGACAGUGCGGGCGUGCACGACUUCCUCGACCCCUACCUCACUACCAUCGCCAUUGGCGGCGCAAGGACUUUUGAAGCAGUGCCAAGUUUUGGCGGUUGUCUUGCCAACUUCACCAUCAACGACGAAAUCCAGCCUUUGAACGGCUCCGGCAGCAUUUUCGGAGACAUCGAGGCCUUCGGCAAAGUGAACGCCGGCUGCUCAGGCCCCGUGGUGGGGGCGGCGGCGGCACCGACGCCCCUCAGCAUCGGCGUCACCCUCGUCAUCGUGUUCUUUGUGAUCCUAAUCGUGGCCAUCCUGGUCAGUUUCGCCGUUUUCCGUCUGCGAAGGCAGAACAAGGAGAACCCGAAGCAGAACGGCGGCGGCCUGCUCGGAGGCGGCGGGGGCGGCAACACCAACCUGGGGGUGGUGGGGCCCGGCGUGAGCGGCGACACGUCCUUCCUGGACGGCGACGUGUCCACGGAGGCGCUGCGCAGCCACCUGGCGCAGGAAUUGGUGGCCAAAAAGUACAAGGAGCGCGAAGUGGCCGAUCGGCCGCACCCGCGGCCCGACAUCAUCGAGAGGGAGGUUUCCAAGUCGCCGCGGCCGCACAUGGACGACGCGCCCGACCCGGGCUCCAACGACCCCGAGAUGCCCGAGCACUACGACCUGGAGAACGCGAGCUCGAUCGCGCCCUCGGACAUUGACGUCGUCUACCACUACAAGGGCUACCGGGACGGCAACGUCCGCAAGUACAAAACCAACCCGCACCUGCCGCCGGCCAGUUUCCACCACAAGCACGGCCACCGGCACUCGCCGCACAGCUUCGCGCCGCCCCCGAGCGGCUCCUCGCCCGCCCCGCCGCCCCCGCACCGGGACAGCCCCCGGGGCGGGAACCACCUGCUGCGGCAAAGCCCCAUCAGCCCGGUGGCGCGCGACUCGCCCAGCGCCAUCAAGAUGCAGAGCACGCCGCUGGCGAGGCUCAGCCCCAGCUCGGAGCUGUCCCAGCAGACGCCGCGCAUCCUCACCCUGCACGACAUCAGCGGCAAACCCCUGCAGAGCGCCCUGCUCGCCACCGCGCAGAGCGCCAAGGACGUGCUCAGCAACAGCGAGCGCAGCCUCAACUCGCACAGCUCGGGCUCGCUGCACGCGUCGUCGCAGGGCACCAAGAAGCGGGUCAACGAGCCCGGUGGCAAGGGCCUCACCGCCGAAGAGAUCGAAAGACUUAACUCGCGUCCGCGCACCUCCAGUCUGGUCAGCACCCUGGACGCCGUGUCCAGCUCGAGCGAGGCGCCGCGACGGCCGCGCCUCCCCGUGCGGCGCACGCCCGACCAGCUGGCCGGCCUCCUGGAGGCGGCGGCCGCCGCCGCCGCCGCCAACGACGCGCACGACAACAGCUCGACCACCGACGAGAGCGGCAACGACUCGUUCACGUGCUCCGAGUUCGAGUUCGACAACGCCGGCGCCGGCUUCGAGAAGCGCGACGUCAUGUUCUCGAAGCUGGCCGAGGAGGACGAGGAGUCGGCGCGCACGCCCGACCCGACGGCGCCGCCCUCGGCCGCCAACAACAAGCCCUUCGACGCCGGCUUCGACUCGUUCCGCGGCUCCCUCAGCACCCUGGUGCCCUCGGACGACGAGCUCGGCCCCCCCUACCGCCCCACCCUCGGCUGGGACUACCUCCUCAACUGGGGGCCCAACUUCGAGAGCCUCGUCGGCGUCUUCAAGGACAUCGCCGAACUGCCCGACGGCACCGUCGGCGGACGCUCGGCCGCCCUCAGACUGCCCGUCUCGUCGCCCAAACCGUCCGAGGAAUACGUGUAAAUUUCUGUUGCUUUUUUUUUAUAUAAAUAAAUGAAAAUCAAGGACCCGCGCAGUGAAGUGUGGGACAGACUGAACAAGAUAUUUAUGAGAAAGAAAGAAAGAAUCCGCGAAUGUUGUUCUACCCGUGCCAAACGUGUCAUUUUGUACGUUUUUUUUUAUACAUAUUAAAACUUGAAGAAGCUCACUGUGUGUACAACUGAUGAAAAAAUGAGAGACUACCUGACCGAGCGUUUGUAGAAUAAACAAAAAUAAAAGAAAAAUCAAUUA
Messenger RNA from Neocloeon triangulifer, 15768 nucleotides. It is a transcript of the gene ft, whose product is annotated as cadherin-related tumor suppressor. The transcript is spliced from 16 exons. The record is from RefSeq and is a predicted model, not a curated record. Gene Ontology annotation, cellular component: plasma membrane; cell-cell junction. Gene Ontology annotation, molecular function: calcium ion binding. Gene Ontology annotation, biological process: homophilic cell-cell adhesion. NCBI's taxonomy places the organism in Eukaryota, Metazoa, Arthropoda, Insecta, Ephemeroptera, Baetidae. The coding region runs from base 535 to 15501 and encodes 4988 amino acids.